Molecule: messenger RNA, 2479 nt
Organism: Zophobas morio
Lineage: Eukaryota; Metazoa; Arthropoda; Insecta; Coleoptera; Tenebrionidae
Exons: 28
Coding region: 156-2444 (762 amino acids)
Biological process (GO): post-Golgi vesicle-mediated transport
Cellular component (GO): Golgi apparatus; membrane
Molecular function (GO): protein binding
Source: RefSeq, a predicted model, not a curated record
GCCAGAAGUUUUGAAGCUGCUGAGGAAAAACGUAUUGGGAAACUUAUUUUUGGUAGACUGGAAAUUUUUUUUUUUAAUAAGAUAUACUGAAGAUCAUUCUGCCUAUCUUUUGUGCCUGUUAUACUUCUGCAUAGUUUUAUACUUUCAACAAAGCAAUGGUUGCUCCUAAUAUAUUAACGACAGAAAGCCAAACACAACUAAGUAAAGUGUCUAUUUCGGAGACUGUUAUUGGCCAGGGUGGCUCAGAAAUUUAUGUUAAAUGGAUUAAAACAAGACUCUUCGAUACGGUUAUCGCUGCGCUUCCUCACGGUUCGCCCCUAUCAAACUCAUUAUGGAUUAGUAAAGAUAAAGGAAAAACUUUCAUUAAUUAUAAUGAAAAUAUUGAGAAUACAAAUUUUCACAUCGAGCCUCCGAUGAUAAUUAAUCCGCACUUUCCCAACAUUGUCAUCCUACUUUCUAGUGAUUUUGAAAAUUUUAUCGUUACUCGAGACGGGGGAGCUACUUGGAAUAUUCAUUAUUUUCCUGCUGACUUAAAAGUUAAUGGCGCUAAGUGGUAUUUUCAUCCCACCAAUGAGGAUUAUAUUCUUCUCUUAACCGGUUUUGACCCUUAUAAAAGUCUUCAUUUAACCACUGAUUUUGGUGCCAAUUGGAACUUAAAUGUCGCCUAUAAUGUUAAUGAAGCCAAAUGGGGCUCUUAUAACUUCCAUACAGAAAAAACUGUCUUUUUUUCGCUCGAUAAUAACUUUAAAGAGCACACGUAUGAUUUAUACUAUACUGACGAUCUUUUUGCCACGAGGACACUACUACGCCAAAGAAUAUCAGAAUUUUCGUUGCUGAAAAAUAUUCUUUUUGUAACUGUUCCAGUUGAAAACAGUUUACAGCUGCACGUGUGCACCAAUUCUAACACUAGCGGAACUCUGCAUUGGAAUCGCGCCCAUUUUCCGCUGGACGUUUCGGAGGUUCAUAAUAAAACUGGCAUUGAAUUCGCUUAUGAUAUUCUUGAGGAAUCAUAUGGAUCCGUAUUUAUCAGCGUGGUCAAUGGGAGAAUAAAUAUUACUGAUAAGAUCGCAUUAACUUCAGGAAACCUCUACAAGUCUAACGCUGAUGCAACACAAUACACACUUUCUUUACCUAAUUUACUUUUUACUUUUUCGUCAAAAAGUGACUUUCAUAAAGUGUCAGGCACUCACGCAACUUUUUUAAGCAAUCAGUUUUCAUUUGCCCCCGAUAAAGGUAUAGUUGUGCGUUCCUUAAGAUCCCACAAUAAUGGCGGCCGCUGGGAAGCAAUAACGGCUCCUCCUUUAGAUAAAAGCGAUCAGAACUACGAAGAAUGCCUCUACGGCGGAUGCUUCUUACAACUUCACGAUCGCCUAACUGAUAGUCUCACGCAUUCGAGCGUGUCUCCCAUUUUUUCCUUAAAAACUGCUGUGGGAUUGAUCAUUUCUCAUGGCACUGUUGGGAAGUUUUUAAACUUGAGAAAUAUGAAUCUUUAUAUUUCCCGAGAUGGCGGUUCUCAUUGGUUCAGGGCUCUUUCCGGUGUCCAUACCUACGCUGUUGGGGGUCACGGAGGAGUGAUUGUUUCAUGCUUACAAGGUUCAACUACCAAUUCAGUCUUAUAUUCUCUCGAUGAAGGAUUUUCGUGGGACUCGUUGAAUAUUUCACAAGAUAAUUUAACUGUUUCAAAAAUAUUAACAGCCCCUGAUUCGUCAUCUUUGAUAUUCAAUGUUUGGGGCCACAACGAGUCGUCUUUUUGGACUGUUAUAAGUUUGGACUUUAGUAACAUUUUUUCGCGAAACUGCAAAGAAAAGGACUUUAUGAAAUGGCCUGUUGAAAGUUCAUUUGAUUCAUACGAGCCAUGUGUGUUGGGCCAAAGGAUGUAUUAUUAUCGAAAAAAGUUGACUUCCAAUUGUUUGCUGGAGCACACUUACACUGUUAAAAAUGAGACUUCGCCAUGUGCUUGUACUAAAGAAGACUUUGAAUGUGAUGUUGGGUACCGCCGCCCAAAUAUUAACGAGCCUUGCGUCCCCAUUGAGGGAUACAACUACACUUCGCCUUCUAUUGCUUGCGAGCAGGGACAGUCCGGGUUCAUACUCUCCUCAGGAUACCGUAAAAUGGCGGGAGAUAUUUGUACGGGCGGCGUAGAAAAUCUUUUUCCCUACAAUUUGAGCACUUUUAUUCCCUGCACGACCUCGCCGGCUGCCGCCUCGUCUUCCUCAUUUUUUGUGCUUCUCACUCUUUUAUACAUUGUUUUUCUUAUCAUCUCUCUCGUGGUCGCGCACUUUUUAUAUAGAAAGAAAAACUAUUGGCGCUCGCGCUAUGCAGUAUUAGCCCAAGAAGACCACGAUCUGGACUUACCCAGCACUGCUUUGGAAGUGGUCGGCGGUUCAACCAACUCAGAAAGUGCUUCUCUUUCUGAAGAUGAGCCUCUUAAAUCAAUUGAAUGAGUUCUUACUAUGAAUUCCACUAAAAUAUAUAUAAC